CCAUAUUAUGCUCUGAGCCCACAACGUUCAAAAAGUGUCGCGUUCUCGGGUUCGAGAUUUGCCGGUGUUUUUUGUCUUUUUUUUUUUAUUUUUUUUUUAAAUUUUCAAAAACCAGCAACAAAGAGAGCAGUGAUCGGCUAUAAGACAGGGAUUAACCGGCUUCGAGAAAAUCCCCAGCUGUAUAUCUUCUCGAGUUCCUCUCAAAUUUAAUGCAAAUUGGUAACUAAUAAAACCAGUAACCCAUCUGAUCGUCCUGCCUGAUUUGGUAACAAACAAAAUGAAGGUAAGAAGAAAGAACACGCACCAGUUAUCACUCCCCAGAUUAGAGAUUUGAUAUUCCUCUCUCUUUGGGCUGAAGAAGAAGAAGAAGGGCUCGUCUUGUUGGCUUUGAGUGAUAUUGUGUGAUUGUCUUUUCUUUGCGCUCUUUCAUCAAACACUUUAAGGUCUCACUUUCCAGGUGGGUGUGUUUCAUUUCCCUCUUCAAUAUGAUUUCCUUGUCACGGACAAGAAGAUUUUAGUUUUCAAUCUCUUUUGGUUUUAGGGAUAAAAAAAAGAAAAAGAAAAAUUGUAGGUUUGAUCAACCUAGUGGAAUCCAGACGGGAUGGCUUGCUACUCGAUCCGUGCAUGGACUUUCUGUGGGCUCGUCGGGGCUUUCCUUGAUCUUGCUCUGACUUAUCUCCUGCUUUGUGGAUCGGCUAUUGCCUUCUUUGCUUCGAAGUUCCUGGGUGUUUUUCGAUUGCAUUUGCCAUGUCCCUGUAACGGGUUUUUCGGUGUUCCGAAUGGAGGGAAAUGCUUGCAGAGACUGCUGGUUGACUGUCCAACUCGGAAGAUGGCUUCUGUUCAAAUGUCCGUGAAGAGUAAGUUCCCUUUCGAUACAAUGUGGAUGGAAGAUGAAGGUUGCCACUCGAAUUUUAAAUUUUUGAGAGAUAGGGACUGCUGUGAUGGGUUACUGGAAAUGAAGGGAGAAGCUUCGUGCAGCUCGUUUUCGUCUGUGUCUUCUGAUCCUCUAAGCUUUUACAGUGCCAGUGAAAUGGGGCAUGAAAUCUCUGAAGAAAGCUCAAUGCCUGUCAAUUCUGGAGCAGAUGACCUUCAAGAUGCUAGUGGGGCUCCCGGUGGGAUCAGUGUGGGUGAAGGAGACCAGCAUAACUUCAAAAUGAAUGUUUUGUUUGGUGAAAGUAAGACCAUGGAGAAGGACGCAUUUUCUGUUGGAGAAUCAGUAUUCCAUUCACCUGAUGAGCUGGAUUUUGAUGGAAAGGACUCCGAUGCAAUUAGAGUCUUGGAACAGGCACUUCAAGAAGAGCAAGCUGCUCAGGCUGCUUUGUACAUUGAACUGGAGAAGGAAAGAAGUGCUGCUGCAACUGCUGCUGAUGAAGCCAUGGCCAUGAUAUUACGCCUGCAAAAGGAGAAGGCGUCGAUAGAAAUGGAAGCUAGACAGUAUCAGAGGAUGAUUGAAGAAAAAUCUGCUUAUGAUGCAGAGGAAAUGGACAUCCUCAAAGAGAUUCUUAUUAGAAGAGAGAGGGAGAAGCACUUUUUGGAGAGAGAAGUUGAAUUUUACAGACAAAUUUUGCAUUUUGGAAAUGAGAAGUUGAAAGGUGAUGAACAUGAGUUGACUGAAAUAUCAGGACAAAGGCCUAAUUUUCUGUUCGAUUUGAGUGAAGACCCAGUAUUGUUGCUGCAGCGGAUUAAUGAAUCCAUUGGCAAGAGGGAAAUCAUGAAGAGCACAGAAAGAUCAUCAGAUAACCAUGCUUUAACAGUGGAAGAAGAAAGUGGUAACAGUGCUUUUGUGAAAGAUCCACCGUCUGCUGACUGGGAUGAGGAUGCCAAUUUUCUGAAACGAGGCAAUAUUCAAAGGAAAAUUGGUAUUGGCAAACAUUAUCUGCAUGCUCCAGGUUCCAUGGAUGAGUGUAGGCAAGACUUUCAGGAGAAGGGAAUGAUUUCCAUGUACAAGAAUCCAUGUGCUCUUCAUGAGGAAAGGCAGACAGAUGCCAGAUUAUAUACAUCAAACAGCCUUCAAGCUCAUACUUUGCUUGACAAAAGUCUGAUAGAUGAGAAACCGAGAGAAAAGAAUAAUGCUAUACAAUGCCAAGUAAUGGCAAUGCAGGAUGAUCAAAAUGAUAGUGGAAAUGAAUUUACCUUCUCAUUUGAUGGUGAGAAUCUGGAAAAGCAUGGGAAAAAUGCAGAUCUAGGACAGAGAAAUUUAGAUGUAUUUAUGCAUGACAAAGAAGCAAGUCCUCAUGAUGUUCAUAUUGUUGAAAAUAGUUCUAAGUUGUACAAGGAGGGACUUAGAGAUGAAAGUGAAUUACUUUUGAUGAAUAAAGCAUCAAAGAGAUCAAGGAAUUGUCCUCCUCCACUUGACACUUCUGGUGACAGGGGGUUUGAUUCUGUAAGUGAUUGUGCAAGCACAAGCAAGGUUGAGACUGAACCAGACAUUCACCAGAGAAGUUCAGAGAUGACAACCAGUAGGAUGACACGUAGAAGUAACUCACAUGGCAGAGCUUUGCCUUCAUGCUUACGGAGAAAUUCCAUGUCAGCAGUUGAUAAUGAAAGAUUGAAACUUGACACUGAAGUUGGGUGGCUCAGAGAAAGGUUAAGGGUUGUCCAAGAGGGAAGAGAGAGGUUAGCUUCUUCUAUGGAGCACCGGGAAAAAGAAAAACUGCAGCUGAAACUUUUGGAGGAUAUAACUAACCAGCUUCAAGAGAUUCAGAAGCUAAAAGAACCCAGAAAAGCUGUUCGACGAGCUUCUCUACCCCCUUCAUCUUUGAAGGCAUGUUGUAGCAGUUAGUGAUGCUUUCUGACUGUACUUGCAUCUAUGUGGAAUAGAGAAACUGUAUUUACACGUCCAGCUUGUUUCUCAAGGUCAUGGCCAUCCCUUAUUUUUCUUGAUUAAUGUCUUUUGUCUAUGGGGAUGGUUAUGAAUUGGGUUUAGAGCAAUACAGUGUUAACUAAUGUUUACCAGCCUCAAGCUGAACUUGACCCUACCACUUCCUGAUUUACUUCAUUCUAAUUAUUGUUGGUGGAGUUUUUGAAGCUUGGUGCAAAUCUUUGAGAUAGAUUGUUUUAUUUUCAUCUUUUUUGAA
Messenger RNA from Nelumbo nucifera (sacred lotus), 3077 nucleotides. RefSeq lists its product as uncharacterized. The record is from RefSeq and is a predicted model, not a curated record. NCBI's taxonomy places the organism in Eukaryota, Viridiplantae, Streptophyta, Magnoliopsida, Proteales, Nelumbonaceae.